Tribolium madens (black flour beetle) is the source of this 745-nucleotide messenger RNA. Its product is annotated as brain-specific homeobox protein homolog. The transcript is spliced from 4 exons. Lineage: Eukaryota; Metazoa; Arthropoda; Insecta; Coleoptera; Tenebrionidae. Gene Ontology annotation, biological process: regulation of DNA-templated transcription. The record is from RefSeq and is a predicted model, not a curated record. Gene Ontology annotation, molecular function: DNA binding; DNA-binding transcription factor activity, RNA polymerase II-specific. Bases 14 to 745 code for a protein of 243 amino acids.
UUUCAACAACAUCAUGAAUAGUAAUAAGAAAGAGUUUGAGUCACAACAUCAACACAACAGGACAUCCUUCCUGAUUGAGGAUAUCCUCUAUAGGCAAAAGGAGGCUGUGGAGGAGGAGAAGGUGUUUCAGCAGCCGAAAAGACAGGAAAAAAGUGCGUACGGGUACUUUCAGCCGGUGCAAAAUAGUGGAUGUGCAGUGCAAGGGUUCCAAGGGCCUGAAAAUGGAUAUAUUCAGGUCAUGGGGGCGCUGGGGGCCUAUCUAGGCACGCCGUAUAAGACCAUGACGGAUCCCUAUUUUUUAACGCAAGGCAUUCCCUUCCACCAUGCCCUUUUCGGCACCUCAACGAGCGAAAUCUCCCUCAACGCCCUCAAACACUGUCGGCGUCGGAAAGCCCGAACCGUCUUCAGUGACCCUCAACUCACCGGUUUAGAAAAGCGUUUUUCCUCCCAACGAUACCUCUCAACUCCUGAAAGAGUCGAAUUGGCGAGUGCUUUGAGUCUCAGCGAAACACAAGUCAAAACUUGGUUCCAGAACCGACGGAUGAAACACAAGAAACAAAUGCGGAAGUUGCAAGAGGAAAAGGCGGCGACGAGCGGAAGCACAACGGAGAAAAAUCAAAGAGGCGAACUUGGGGUCGAUUUCGCCGGCAAAUCGUUGACAAAUUCCGACUUGAGUGACUGCGAGAGCGACAUCGACAUAGUUGGCGAUGCAAAAAACCUCCCUUAUUCAUACAAAGGAGCUUAA